AUGCAACACCUCUCAGGGCAUCCAGGUGUUGUGACACUGAAGGCAGUGUACGAGGAUGCUGAGUCUUUCCAUCUUGUGAUGGAGCUUUGUUCUAGGGGACGGUUGCUUGAUCAGAUGGCUAGAGAAGGCCCGUAUACUGAACGUCAGGCUGCUAACAUAAUUAAGGAACUAAUGCUAGCCAUCCGAUACUGCCAUGAGAUGGGUGUUGUUCACCGGGAUGUAAAGCCUGAGAAUAUCCUCCUUACAACUUCUGGACAGAUGAAGCUUGCUGACUUUGGAUUGGCUGUGAGAAUUUUAGAUGGACAGAGCUUGACAGGUGUAGUAGGAAGUCCUGCAUAUGUAGCUCCGGAAGUGCUGUUGGGUAAUUACUCUGAGAAAGUGGAUAUCUGGAGUGCUGGUGUCCUGCUACACGCACUUCUAGUUGGUAUGCUCCCAUUUCAAGGCGAUUCUCUGGAAGCUGUGUUUGAGGCUAUCAAGAAAGAAAAACUUGAUUUUAGUGGUGAUGUGUGGGACUCAGUAUCACAGCCUGCUCGUGAUCUACUCUCUAGCAUGCUGACCAGGAGUGUUUCAGCAAGGCUUACUGCAAAUGAAGUUCUAAGGCAUCCAUGGAUUUCAUUCUACACUGAAACCACAUUGAAAACCUUAACUGUCAAACCAAAGGUGCUGAACACUUUAAAACAGACAACUUCUCUACCUGUGGCAGAGUCCGAGAGAAACAAGUUAAUAUCCCGAAACACUCUCAGUGAAGACUCUAGUCCAACUCUAGUGUCUGGUGGUUCGACUGAAGGAGAGGAUAGUGGUCUGGUUGAUAUUCUUGCUGUUGCAAUUUCACGUGUUAGGAUAUCUGAACCUAAGAGAAGCAGGUUAUGUAGCCCGGCUCGGCCAAUUGAACAGGAGUGUUCGUCUAAUUUGAAGACUGGAAACCUCUGUACAGCAUUUUGA
This is a messenger RNA of Fraxinus pennsylvanica, 942 nucleotides long. Lineage: Eukaryota; Viridiplantae; Streptophyta; Magnoliopsida; Lamiales; Oleaceae. The record is from the annotation of a GenBank genome assembly.